Molecule: messenger RNA, 3988 nt
Organism: Telopea speciosissima
Lineage: Eukaryota; Viridiplantae; Streptophyta; Magnoliopsida; Proteales; Proteaceae
Product: protein transport protein SEC31 homolog B-like
Exons: 22
Coding region: 200-3628 (1142 amino acids)
Biological process (GO): COPII-coated vesicle cargo loading; endoplasmic reticulum to Golgi vesicle-mediated transport; intracellular protein transport
Cellular component (GO): endoplasmic reticulum exit site; COPII vesicle coat
Molecular function (GO): protein binding; structural molecule activity
Source: RefSeq, a predicted model, not a curated record
UUUUUCUCUCUCUCUGUGAUCCCAUUUUUUUGAUUCACAGAAGAAGAAGAAGAGGAAGAAGAAAGAUAACCAGAACGGAAGAAACUAUAGGUUCUGCCACGAUUAAAGCAGUGUUUUCGAUUCUAUAGAUCUGUGCCAAAUUGGCUCUUACAAAGGAGGUACGAAUCUUAGGACCUAACUGACGUUAAGCUUUCGAGCAAUGGCGUGCAUUAAGGGCGUCAACAGAUCGGCGUCCCUCGCCUUCUCCCCUGACUCACCUUACCUUGCGGCUGGAACCAUGGCCGGGGCUGUAGAUCUGUCCUUUAGUUCUUCUGCCAUUCUUGAAAUCUUCAAGCUUGAUUUCCAGUCGGAUGAUAAGGAGCUACCUGUUGUUGGUGAGUACCCUAGCAGUGAACGCUUCCAUCGGCUUUCUUGGAGUAAGACUGGAUCCGGAAGUCAAGAAUUGCCUCUUGGUAUCAUUGCUGGAGGCCUUGCAGAUGGUGGUAUUGAUAUUUGGAAUCCACAGACUCUAAUCAGUUCAGAGGAAAUCGAAGGUGCCCUCAUUGGACGUCUUAAUAAGCAUACUGGACCUGUCCGUGGUUUGGAGUUUGGUAGUAUCUCAACAAAUCUACUAGCUUCUGGGGCUGACGAAGGUGAAAUAUGCAUCUGGGAUCUAGCUAAUCCAGUAGAACCCACUCACUACCCACCUCUCAAGAAUGUUGGAUCUGGUGCGCAAGGUGAAGUUUCUUACUUAUCAUGGAAUCACAAGGUUCAGCCUAUAUUAGCAUCCACUUCAUAUAAUGGAAUGACAGCGGUUUGGGAUUUACGGCGGCAGAAGCCAGUGAUAAAUUUGUCAGAUUCAAAUAGAAGGCGAGCUUCUGUGUUACAGUGGAAUCCUGAUGUUGCAACCCAGCUUAUUGUUGCAUCUGAUGACGAUAGUUUACCUUCUUUAAGACUUUGGGACAUGCGGAACUCAAUGUCACCUUUGAAAGAGUUUGUGGGCCACACUCGAGGUGUAAUUGCAAUGUCUUGGUGUCCUAGUGACAGUGCCUAUUUGCUUACUUGUGCCAAAGAUAAUCGAAAUGUUUGCUGGGACACGUCUACGGGAGAGAUUGUCUGUGAGUUGCCAGCUGGCACCAACUGGAAUUUUGAUAUUCACUGGUACCCAAAGAUACCAGGAGUCAUAUCAGCUUCAUCAUUCGAUGGAAAAAUUGGCAUCUACAACAUUGAGGCUUGCAGCAAAUAUGCUGCUGGAGAGGGUGUGUUUGGCACAGCACCCUUGAGAGCUCCAAAGUGGUUGACACGUCCAGUGGGAGCUUCUUUUGGUUUUGGUGGCAAGCUUGUUUCAUUCAACCCUAAUUUAUCACCUGCCGGUGCUCCAACUGGAAAUUCUUUGGUUUAUGUGCAUAGCUUGGUUACUGAACUCAGUUUAGUGAGCCGCUCGACUGAAUUUGAAGCUGCAAUUCAAAAUGGGGAAAAAUCUUCCUUGCGGCUUUUAUGUGAAAAAAGAUCUCUGGAGUCUGAAUCUGUGGAUGAUAAAGAAACAUGGGGCUUCUUGAAGGUUAUGUUUGAAGAUGAGGGGACCGCAAGGACAAAGCUACUCAACCACCUAGGAUUCAAUGUAUUCACCGAGGAAAAUGAUAGUGCACAAGAGGAGCUUUCCCAGGAUAUAAAUACGCUCAGUCUUAAUGAAGGAACAAAUAAAUUUGCUGGAGAUAAAGAACUCAGUUUCUUACCCACUGAUAAUGGGGAAGAUUUUUUUAACAAUCUUCAAAGCCCUACAGCAGAUUCAUCUCUUUCACCUCCAGCUAGUCACUUCGAGGGUGAUGGUGGUGCUGUGAGUAAUGUUGAGCAAUCCCUACAAGAAUUGGAUGGAACCAGAGAGGGGGCUGAUUCCUCAUUUGAGGAUAGCAUUCAACGUGCUUUGGUUGUUGGAGACUAUAAGGGAGCUGUUGCACUGUGCGUAUCUGCAAAUAGAAUGGCUGAUGCUUUAGUUAUCGCUCAUGUGGGUGGUGCUGCUUUGUGGGAAAGCACACGUGAUCAAUACCUGAAAAAGAGUCACUCAUCUUACAUGAAGGUUGUGUCUGCAAUGGUGAGCAAUGAUCUAAAGAGCCUUGUGAACACCAGGCCAUUGACUACAUGGAAGGAAACACUUGCUCUUCUUUGCACUUUUGCACAGGGAGAGGAUUGGACUCUGCUCUGUGAUACUCUUGCUUCAAGACUUAUGCUUUCAGGAAACACAUUAGCUGCAACUCUCUGCUAUAUCUGUGCUGGAAAUAUUGACAAAACAGUUGAAAUUUGGUCACGGAAUUUGAAGGCUGAGCAUGAAGGGAGACCCUAUGUUGACCUUCUCCAGGAUUUAAUGGAAAAGACUAUUAUCCUUGCUUUGGCGACUGGACAGAAGCGAUUUAGUGCAUCUUUGUCCAAGCUUGUGGAGAACUAUGCUGAGCUACUAGCAAGUCAAGGGCUUCUACUAACAGCAAUGGAAUAUUUAAAACUUUUAGGGUCUGCAGAUUCAUCUCAUGAGCUUGCUAUCCUACGGGAUCGUAUAACUCUCUCUGCGGAAGAGAGAGAAAUCCCCAAAAGUCUGCCUUUUGACAAUUCUCAAUUGCAAUCUGAACCUCUAUAUUCCACUGAUCAAUCUGGUUUUGGUGCAGUUGAUGGAUCUCAACAUUAUUACCAGGAAAAACCUCAGUCACAACUGCAGCAAGGCAUUCCUGGUAGUCCUUGUGGUGAAAAUUAUCAACAGCCUUUUGGCACUUCAUAUGGGGGAGGAUAUGUGACUCCUGCCCCUUAUCAACCUUCACCAUCCCCCCAUUUCUUUCUCCCAUCACAAGCACCUCAGUCUCCACAGGCAAACUAUGCUCCGUCUCCUGUGACUACUCAGACUGCAGCGAGGCCAUUCGUUCCUGCAACUCCUCCGGUGCUGAGAAAUGAGCAAUAUCAGCAACCUACAUUGGGUUCUCAGCUAUAUCCUGGUGUUAAUAACCCCACAUAUCAACCUGGGAUACCUGGAACGCUUCAGGGUGUUAAUAACCCCACCUAUCAACCUGGGGUACCUGGAACUGGUUCUCUUGGUUCUAUUCCAUCUCAAGUGGGCCCUGUUCCUGGCCAGAAAAUGCCUCCUCAAUUUAUGACACCUACGGUCCCACCAAGUGGUUUUAUGCCAGUGAAUAACUCAGGAUUUGCUUCAAGGCCUGGAAUGGCUCCAAUGCAACCACCUGGUGCUGCUCAGCUAGCUCAGGUGCAACCAGCCACCACACCGGCAGUACCACCUCCUACAGUGCAGACGGUUGAUACUUCAAAUGUACCUGCCCAGCAGAGACCGGUUAUCACAACAUUGUCAAGACUUUUCAAUGAGACAUCAGAAGCCCUUGGUGGUUCCCGUGCAAAUCCAGCUAAAAAACGUGAAAUAGAGGUUAAUUCAAGGAAAAUUGGUACCUUGUUUGCAAAACUUAAUACUGGAGAUAUUUCUAAAAAUGCCACUGAUAAGCUUAUCCAGCUUUGCCAGGCUUUGGAUAAUGGUGAUUUUGGUACUGCCCUGCAAAUCCAGGUGCUUCUUACGACGAGUGAGUGGGAUGAGUGCAACUUCUGGCUUGCAACUCUAAAGCGAAUGAUCAAGACAAGGCAGAAUGUGAGAUCAAGUUAGAAGGUAGAAAUUCCUCCGAAAAGAGCAUGUCUCUGUUCUGCAAUUUUUUUCCAGUCCAGGAUUGUAGUUUUACAGCACUCAUCCCUCGUUUUCAUGUACACAAGAUCCCACUUUCUAAAUAGCAAUUGCAGGUUUUUGGUUUUGCCAUCUAGUUUUGUUUCUUUAGUGUUCCAUCCCCUAGUCCAUCCAAUAACUUGAGUCACCCAUUUCCCUCCUCCAAAAGCAGAUAAAGAGAGGAUGUGUUUUCUGGGGGCAUUAGGGAGACUAGUUUGCUGAUUGUUGUUACCUAAUAUUUAUAGUGUUGAUAAUAUAGAUUACAUUUUUUUUGUAUUUUAAUAUAAAAUGUAGCAUUUAUUCUUC